AUGCCAAAGCCGCGCGCAGAGGAAACAGCUGGGGUGGCUUUUCAGAAAAGAAUUAUGAGUGGAGCUCUGAAGAGGAGGCGGCUGUGAAGAAGCCGGGGCCAGUCCAGGUGCUCAUUGUUAAAGAUGACCAUUCCUUUGAGCUGGACGAGGCCGCGCUGAACCGCAUUCUGCUCUCAGAGGCCGUGAGAGAUAAAGAGGUAGUUGCUGUGUCUGUCGCUGGAGCUUUCAGGAAAGGAAAAUCGUUCCUGAUGGACUUCAUGCUGAGAUACAUGUACAACAAGGAUACCAUUGACUGGCUCGGUGAUUACAAUGAACCGCUGACGGGCUUCUCGUGGCGAGGAGGGUCUGAGCGGGAGACGACUGGCAUUCAGAUAUGGAGUGAACUCUUUCUUGUGGACAAACCGGACGGUAAAAAGGUUGCAGUGCUACUGAUGGACACGCAGGGGACAUUUGACAGCCAGUCGACUCUGCGGGAUUCAGCCACCGUGUUUGCCCUUAGCACUAUGAUCAGCUCAAUCCAGGUGUACAACUUAUCCCAGAAUGUUCAAGAAGAUGAUCUCCAGCACUUACAGCUCUUUACGGAAUACGGCAGGCUGGCCAUGGAGGAAACCUUCCUGAAACCUUUCCAGUCUCUCAUAUUCCUUGUUCGUGACUGGAGUUUCCCGUAUGAAUUUUUCUAUGGAGCUGAUGGUGGUUCAAAAUUUUUGGAAAAACGUCUUAAGGUCUCGGGAAAUCAACAUGAAGAAUUGCAGAAUGUCAGAAAACACAUCCAUUCCUGUUUCACAAACAUCUCCUGCUUCCUGUUACCUCAUCCUGGCUUGAAAGUAGCCACCAACCCAAAUUUUGAUGGAAAACUAAAAGAAAUAGAUGCCGAGUUCAUCAAGAACUUGAAGGUGUUGAUUCCUUGGCUCCUUAGCCCUGAGAGCCUAGAUGUUAAGGAGAUCAAUGGAAAUAACAUCACCUGUCGAGGCCUUGUGGAAUACUUUAAGGCAUAUAUAAAGAUUUAUCAAGGAGAAGAAUUGCCACAUCCCAAAUCAAUGUUGCAGGCCACAGCUGAGGCUAACAAUUUAGCUGCAGUUGCCACUGCCAAGGACACCUACAAUAAGAGAAUGGAAGAGGUUUGUGGGGGAGACCGGCCGUUUCUUGCACCCAGUGACCUUCAGAACAAACACCUGGAGCUCAAGGAGGAAGCAGUGAAGCUGUUUCGAGGCGUUAAGAAGAUGGGUGGGGAGGAGUUUAGUCGCCGCUACCUACAGCAACUGGAGAACGAAAUAGACGAGCUCUACGUACAGUACAUUAAGCACAAUGACAGCAAGAACAUAUUCCAUGCGGCACGUACCCCUGCAACCCUCUUUGUGGUCAUCUUCAUCACGUACGUGAUAGCUGGAGUGACCGGCUUCAUUGGCUUGGACAUCAUAGCCAGUCUAUGCAACAUGAUCAUGGGGUUGACCCUUAUCACUCUGUGCACCUGGGCAUAUAUCAGAUACUCUGGGGAAUACAGAGAACUGGGAGCAGUAAUAGACCAAGUGGCUGCAGCGUUGUGGGACCAGGGAAGUACGAAUGAGGCUUUGUACAAACUUUACAGUGCAGCAGCAACCCACAGACAUUUGUAUCACCAUGCGUUCCCUGCACAGAGAUCAGAAUCCACUGAAGAGUCAGAAAAGAAGAAAAUGUAAGACAGAUGUUUUCACGUAGGUGCAUGAAGCACAUACACCUCAUCAGUUAAACACCCGCCUAGUUGUAUUCAUGUACAAGUUUCUGAAGCUCCUGAAGUGGAACAGAGGAGAACACAAAAUAAUUCACUUGUAAAGAUGAUUUCAUGUGUGUGUUUUAAUUUUGAUGACACGUUGUUUGAUGGGAAGAUGUAGGCAUGUUUUUCAUUUUGUUUAUAUGUACAUACUUGAUUUUGCUGCAAAUAUAAACAAUACUCUUAAUUUUUAAUAUCAAGCAAUUCUUGCCUGGUUUUGACUGAUUUAUGAAAUCUUGCUUUCCACUUUAAAUUUAGUACGCAAUGUGAUGAGAUCACUAACAACAUGAUGUGGUAAUUAGAUAUGUUUUCCAGAUGUAAACCCUAGCAUUAUUCAAAAGAACCACCUCUUAUAUUAUUCUCAGAUAUGCUUGUUCAAGUAAAUAUCACGUAACCAAAGGUUUGAUUAAUCAAUGUUUUUCCUCUUAUCUGCCAUGAACUACACAAUUACAUGAACACUUUUUAAAAAAAACAUAUGUACUAACUUGCUUUGCCAGAAAUUGUAAGGCCACUUCUGCUAUGGUAUGUUUAAUGAUAUUGUGAGGAAAGUAUGCUUUUUCCUUUGAUAAAUUUAAUGCAUAAAAAGAUGACUUUGUACAUGUAUUUGAGAAAGUUUCACUGUUUCUUUAUAUAUAUUCUCGUUUAGUGUUUAGAAAUUGUGUUCACAGCUCUAUUUUAUUGUCAGAGUAUUAAAGUUUCCUUUUGGUUCCUAUGAAGUUGAUCAUAUCGUGAGCAAUUAAUUCACUAACUGGCGUUUUCUUAGAUCUUAAUGUUCAUCUAGGUUUAUUUUUCUAUCAUUUAUUUGAUGAACAUUGUGCUUUUCUUUAGACACAAUCCCUCAAAAAUUUUAGCUGCUGUUUUUAGAAAUGCAGAGUGGAAUUUGAUUAUACUGAUCGUUCAGAGGGUGGCGGAUUUGCAUUGACAUUUUUUUAAAUAAAAAACCCACAGAGCAACCAUGGUACAUUUAGUAAAAGUCCUCGCUUUACAGGGAAAUAGUAUGUAAAGUUGCAGGUAUGAAAAUUCAACUAUCUACACCUCUUUAAAUAUAGUAUAC
Chelonoidis abingdonii (Abingdon island giant tortoise) is the source of this 2801-nucleotide messenger RNA. Lineage: Eukaryota; Metazoa; Chordata; Testudines; Testudinidae. The record is from RefSeq and is a predicted model, not a curated record.